Molecule: messenger RNA, 6803 nt
Organism: Ziziphus jujuba (common jujube)
Lineage: Eukaryota; Viridiplantae; Streptophyta; Magnoliopsida; Rosales; Rhamnaceae
Product: probable disease resistance protein At1g12290
Exons: 7
Coding region: 1005-4856 (1283 amino acids)
Molecular function (GO): ADP binding
Source: RefSeq, a predicted model, not a curated record
UAUAUUUAUACCAACCAUAGGAGUAAACAAAAUAUUUCUAAAAAAUAAUAAUGAAAUUUAUAAAAGAGAGAUGGUAAACCUCUACCUCAAAUUGAAAAUUAUCUGGUUGCCUCACAGUAGAAGUGACUUUUGAAAGUUCUGGAGAAUUAUUCAAAAGACUCGUACAUUGGAUUAAGGUGGAAAGCAUAGGAUCAAAAUAAAUUAACUAAAAGGAAUGGGGCCAUCUUAUCUUUGAUUAAAGAUAAACUUUAGCAUUAAAUUUAAACCAGUGUUAUAGGAUAUUUUAGGAUUCCCUUUAGGAAAGGAAGGAUACUUUACCAUCCAUUAUUGUGCAAAGCAUCAAAUUAUUAGAAUGAAUACUGAAUACUCAGUACAAGUGGAGUAUUUCAUUCAUCAGCUAGCUAGCGUAUACUAUCUUUGAUUGCUCUAUGAUCCAAUUGAGUGAAUUAAUUUGCAGGCAAGCAGCUGCUCUCACGUUUCAGUAUAUAAUGGCUCAUGCACUUUCCCUUUGUUAUUUUCCUUUUUCUUGAUUUUCAGUCUCUUGCUGUUGAUUUGUUGUUCGUUUCGAAACCCCCCCCCCCCCCCCCCCCCCCCCCCCACAAAAAAAAAAAAAAAAAAAAAAGCAGGUAGCACUUGUGCACAUAGGUCUGUUUUUGUUUUCCUAAAGACUACUUGAAAAAGUUUAAAAAAAGAAAAAAAAAAAGUUGUUGCGUAAUCCAUAGUUGAUACCUUUUGUUUCAGCUUCCUCUGUUAACUAAUAUCCAUAGCUGAGUCUUUCUCUGCUGGUAUUGAUUUUCGUUUAUUUUUCCAUUCAUCUACGCUAUGUAUUUUUGAUCAGCAUUAUUUCAUUUCUUUUGUUGUCACAUUGUAUUGUGUUGUUAUUUGUUUAUAUGAAAUUGAAAAAAAAAAAAAAAAGAAAAAAAAAAAGAAAAAAAGAAGCGAAUACAGAGAGACAUAGAGAGCUACAGUCAUAAAAGAGAGGCAGGGCUUUGGAAUUAUUAUAAAUGGAUGUUGUGAUUGCAAUUGUUGCAAAAAUUGAUGAAUACACAGUGGCACCAGUUGGUCGACAAAUUGGCUAUGUUUUUUCGUAUAGAAGCAAUAGGGACAACCUCGACUCCAAAAUUCGACAGUUGGAGCAUAAGAAAAACCGGCUUCAACAUUCUGUUGAUGAGGCAAAAAAUAAUGGUCAUGAAAUAGAAGCCGAUGUUCAAGAGUGGCUUGACAGAGUACCUGGGGUCACUGAGGAGGCUAGAAAUUUUAGAAGAGACGAAGGCCGAGCAAAUACGAGGUGUUUAAAUGUUUCAUUUCCAAACCUGGUGUGGCGACAUCGGCUGAGCAGAAAAGCAAAGAAGAUGGUGCAGAGCAUUACCAGUGAAAUACAAGUUGCAGACGGGUUUGAUCGGGUUUCUUACCUUCCUACCCGUCAAAGUUCAAUCAGAAACAAAGGUUACGAGGAAUUUGGAUCGAGAAUGUCAACUUUGAGGAUGAUGUUGGAGGCACUGAGAGAUCCCAAUGUUAAUAUGAUUGGAUUGUAUGGGAUGGGAGGCGUUGGUAAAACCAUGCUGGCUAAAGAAGUUGCUAGAAAAGCAAUGGAAGAAAAGAUUUUCAGUCAAGCCAUUCUGGUUACUGUAUCCCAAAACCCAGAUUAUAAAAGUAUUCAACAAGAAAUUGCAGGCAAGCUAGAUCUUAAGUUGGAUGAUCUGACAAGCUUAUCUGCCAGAGCAGAUCGACUACGAAGUCGAUUGAGGCAAGAAAAGAUGAUCCUCAUAAUUGUAGAUGAUGUGUGGAAAAGGAUCGACUUAGAUGAUGAUGUUGGUAUAUCAUUUGGGAGUGAUCAGAAGCAAUGCAAGAUACUAUUGACAUCCAGGUUUUACAAUGCGUUAAAGAAUGACGUGAGUAAUAAAAAUAUUUUUGAGGUUGGAAAAUUAUCUGAAAGUGAAUCCAUGGAUUUAUUUAAUAAAACAGCAAACGAUUCAGAUGGUAAGCCCCAGUUUCCAGAUUUGGCAACUCAGAUUGUUAAAGAAUGUGAUGGUUUACCGCUUGCGAUAACAGUAGUAGGAAGUGCAUUGAGGAAGCAACCUUGCCCUGUUUGGGAGAAUGCCUUGGAUGAGUUAAGAAUGUCAAGUCCAAAUAACAUCGAAGGAAUGCAUGAAAGAGUGUACUCCAGUGUCAAGUUAAGUUACAACUAUCUGCCAAGUGAAGAAGCAAAGUCAUUGUUGUUGCUCUGCAGUUUAUUUCCAGAAGAUGCAGACAUAGACACCGGUGAUCUGUUGAAAUAUGCUUUAGGUUUGGGCUUGUUUCAAGGCCCUAUACGUAAUUUGAAAAUGGCAAAAAAUAGGAUGUUUACGCUUGUUGAAAAUCUUCAACGUUCUAGUCUUCUGUUGGAUGGUUCUUAUGGCAAGGACAAGGUGAAAUUGCAUGAUGUGAUCCGUGAUGUUGCUAUAGAUAUGUCAUCCAAAGAGAGGCGUUGGUAUAAUAUCAGAAAUCUUGAUGAGUUGGAUGAAUACAUGACGAGGGACCACAAAAAAUUCAAAGAUGCCGUUGCAAUUUCACUCCUUAGCUGCACAAAUGUCAUUGAACAGCUUCCAGAUGAAAGAUUGGAAGGUCCACAGCUUCAGUUAUUAUCGAUUGAUGGGUACCAUGGUGGAUCGUCUUAUGGUCAAAUUGCAGAUCGAUUUUUGGAAGGAUUGAAAGCGCUUAGAGUUUUAUAUUUGAGGUGUGUUAAUUUGGAUCCACUGCCUUCAUCCUUUCCUUUUCUUCAGAAUCUCCGAACAUUGCGUUUGAUUGAAUGCAGAUUGGGCAACAUAGCUCCAAUUGGAGAGCUCAAAAAUUUAGAAAUUCUUGACCUUUCAGAAUCUGAAGUUGUGGAAUUGGGAAGUGAAAUCGGACAACUGACUCGACUGCGGGUGUUGGAUUUGGGAAGAUGUUAUAAACUUAGAGUUAUUCAACCAAAUGUCCUGGGGAGUUUGCGAAAUCUAGAAUGUCUGAAAUUAAGUUACAGGUUUGAAAACUGGGAGGUUGAAGGAGUGAAAGGCUGUGAAAGAAGAAAUGCCAGUCUCAGUGAGCUAAAAAAUCUACCUCAACUUAGCUCUUUGUUAGAUCUAAGAAUUCCCAAUGUUAAUGUUCUACCAAAAGACAUCUUUGGGGAAAAACUGGAAAGUUAUUCCAUACAAUUGGGAACGAGUUUGACAGCUUCCGAGAUAUUUCAUUACGGAUACAAGUAUGGAACUCAUUAUUACAGAGUAUUGUCGAUGGAGCUGGAAAGAAGUUGUCAAUUAGAUGAGCUUGGGCUUGGAAAUUUGUUAAGAAGGUCUGAUGCCAUAGAACUAUAUGGAUUAGAGGGUAUGUAUAGUGUUAUUUAUGAAUUAGAUAAAGAGGGUUUUCCACAUUGUAAGCAUCUUCGGGUUGCAGAUAACGCUGGAAUUCUGUACAUCGUAAAAUCGGUUGGACAAACUGCCUUUCUGAAUUUGGAGAUUUUGAGUCUUGAAAUUUUGGUGAAGUUGGAAAAGAUCUGCCACGGAAGACUCGCACCGGACUCUUUUCGUAAUUUGAGGCGGCUUAGUGUAUUUAAAUGUGAUCGAUUGAAGAGUAUCUUCUGUUUCUCCAUAGCUAAGCUGCUUGAGGAAAUUGAAGUGAUGGAUUGCGAGAUGAUAGAGGAGAUAGUUGACAAUGAUGAAGCCAUUAAUGCUAAGAUUGAGUUUCCUCGUUUGCGCUCAUUACGGUUGGAAGAAUUACCGCAAAUUCUACAGUAUUGCUCUGAUCAUCAACCGAAGAGUACAACUACUACCAGCUCCAUUCCUCUUUUUAAUGAAAAGGUUGAGUUUUCCAACUUAGAGUCCCUGAGAUUAUUGAACCUCAAUAUCAGAAAAGUAUGGAGUGGUCAACUUCAAUGUUAUCAGAAAACAUUGGUUGACCAAGGAGCAUUUGGUAAUUUGUCAAAAAUUAUCGUGUCUGGCUGUGAUAAUUUGAAGGCUUUAAUACCAUUAUCUUUGGCUACAACUCUUGAGCAUCUCCGAACCCUAGAAGUCGACAAAUGUAAGGUCAUGGAAGAGAUAGUUUACAGCACAGAAGAAUCAGAGGAAGAAAUUAGGCUGGAAAAUAUUUUGUUCCCUAAACUUCGAUUUCUUUCUCUAAGCUGGAUUCCAAACCUUGUAACAAUUAUCAAAGACUCCAAGUCAACACGCACUGAUAAUGAAGCUGAAGGAAUUGACUCGGUGGCAUAUAAUCAACCUCUUUUCAAUUCUAAGGUUGAGUUUUCCAACUUAGAGUCCCUGAGAUUAUUGAACCUCAAUAUCGGAAAAGUAUGGAGCGGUCAACUCCAAUGUUAUCAGAAAACAUUGGUUGACCAAGGAGCAUUUGGUAAUUUAUCAAAAAUUUUCGUGUCUGGGUGUGAUAAUUUGAGGGCUUUAAUACCAUCGUCUUUGGCUACAACUCUCGAGCAUCUUCGAACCCUAGAAAUCGACAAAUGUAAGGUCAUGGAAGAGAUAAUUUGUAGUACAGAAGAAUCAGAGGAAGAAAUUAGGCUGGAAAAUAUUUUGUUCCCUAAACUUCAAUUUCUUUCUCUAAGCUGGAUUCCAAACCUUGGAACAAUCAUCAAAGACUCCAAGUCAACACGCAUUGACAAUGAAGCUGAAGGAAUUGACUCGGUGGCAUAUAAUCGACCUCUUUUCAAUUCUAAGGUUGAGUUCUCCAACAUGAAGGAAUUGUAUUUGCAAUCACUCAAUAGUUUGCAAAUGAUAUGGGACAUGCAACUUCUAGAAAAGUUUGAUAAUAAUUUGACAAGAGUGAUUGUGAAAAAGUGUGAUAAUUUGAAAAGUCUAAUACCUUCAUCUUUGUGUGAAGUCUCGUGCAUUUAGAAUGGUUGCAGAUAGGUGGAUGUGAAAACAUAAGAGAAAUCGCUUCCAUAGAAGAAUCAGAAGGACAAGAAAAGUUGGGAAAGAUUUUGUUCCCUCAACUUAGAUCUCUUAUGCUAUAUGACCUUCCAAAACUUAAGAGGUUUUAUGCCGGAGAUUGUAUUGAAUGUCCAUCACUGAAAGAACUAGAAAUAAAUAAUUGUGGAAAAAUGGAGACUUUCAUCAGCAACUCUCUUCCAAGCCACAUUGACAAUGAAAAUGAAGAAAUAGAAUCAGUCAAUAAGCAACCUCUCUUCAUCAAAGAUAAGGUUAAAUUCCCAAACUUAGAAGUACUGAAGAUUCACAAGAUUGAAGUCAUUAGUGAGAUCUGGGAUGGUAAUCAGUAUUCAACGUUGCCUUUUCCGAAGCUGAAGAGUAUAGAGUUGGAUUCCAUAUUCUCUGAAUCAUAUAAAUUUUCAUUCAAAUUCGUUCAAAGACUUGAACAUCUUCAGCAUGUUUGUAUUCGCGGUCCAUUCAUGGAAUCACUAAUUAGUUCCGAUGAAGCACAUCACAUACUCAUGCCUUCAAGAAAAUUGGAUUUGGAUGCACUUCCAAAGUUGAUGCAUCUGUGUGACGAAGGUGUCCAAACAUGCAAAACAUUUCGGGUUGUGGAAGUUCUGAAUGUAUCGAGGUGUGAGAGAUUAAAGAGCCUAAUGACUUCUUCAAUGUGUUUCCAAAAUCUGACAACUUUGAGUGUAUCAGAGUGCGAUGCAUUAGAAAAUUUAAUGGCUUCGGCAGCAGCGGCUAAAUGUCUGCAACAACUUACAGAAUUGACAGUACGCAAUUGCAAAAGAAUGACACAAAUAAUUGGGAAUAAUCAUGAAGCAGAAUGUGAUGUUGAAACAGACCAAAACGAGAUUGGGUUUAGCAACCUGAAGAUUUUACAUCUUCAUGACUUGUGCAGCCUCGAAAAGUUCUACUCUGGAAAUAACAUAAUAAGACUUCCCAAUUUGGAAAAAUUAAUUGUGAAUAAAUGCACUGAGAUGAGGACUUUUUCUCAUGGGACUGUAUACACCCCAAGGCUAUAUAGAAUAACGAUUAAACAAAGAAGUGCUUUGUUUAUUAAUGAUGACUGGGAAUACCAGGAGCUUUUGGAGGGUGAUGUUAAUACAACUCUACAAAAGCUUUGGGAGGACCAUCAAGCUGCUGCUACCUCAUCACAACACAACAUUACAUGGUAUUGAUAUAUUCAGAAUUAUCAGAAUCAGAAACAUCCGACAAGGAAGCUUUCAUGCACUCAAACAUCUCCUUGUAGUGGUAAUGCCCUUUGGCUGAAGAUUAUCGAAGUGAGUACAGUAACACUUCAAAGGUUUGAAUACUACAUUAAUUUACUACUUGUGACUUUUAUACUUAGGAGAUUCUGUAAACCUAUCUAAUGAGUACAGUAUCAUAGCUAAGGGAGCUCUUGCUGUCCAUUUUGUUUUAUAUUAGGCUACAAGAUUGGCUGUCACAGAGAGGUUGGUAGCUUAUGGUUGUAAUUAAAUGGGAAGACCCAGAUCUCAAUUUGAGUUUUUAUUAGAUUUGAAUCCGAAUAUGCGAUAAUGUUAGCCACAUCGCGACCAAAUCUAAGGCAUAUGAAACAAGCUUGGAGAUGUGUCAAUACUUGGACGAGCUUGGAGAUGUGUCAAGCUUGGAUUUGGCCUCUCUCUCACCCUAUGAAACAAGCUCGAUGUGUCAAGACCUCAUGGGACUACUUCAACUUGAGGGAAGCUAUAUGGAAGCAGCAAUGGUCAAACAACCACUGGACCAAAAGAUGUAAUAUUACAUUCACACUAAUGGUUGCUUUGGUUUGAAGCACUUAGGUUUCACUGGCUAUUUUGGACGACAAACUCAUUGAAUUCCCACUUGCUUUUGUAUGUAUCACACAUCAAAUGAAUCAAACUAAAUUUUUUUGGCACAAUUUUGUUAUUG